CGGCAGGCGUCUUGAAGAAGAGGCUGAGGAGAGGCGGAGCUAUUACGUCGCGCCGGCUGCGUGGUGGCAAGCGGCUCAAGUCUCUGCAUAUUUACUCAUAACCUACAUUUGAUGCAACAUGAGUGUCCCAGACUAUAUGCAAUGUGCUGAAGACCAUCAGACGCUGCUCGUCGUGGUCCAGCCUGUUGGGAUUGUCCCUGAAGAGAGCUUUUUCAAGAUCUACAAACGGAUCUCCACAGUGAGUCAGAUAAAUGUCCGUGACUCUCAACGUGUGUUGUAUAUUCGCUACAGACAUCAUUAUCCACCAGAGAACAACGAGUGGGGGGAUUUUCAAACACAUCGCAAGGUUGUGGGGCUCAUAACAAUCACUGACUGUUCCUCUGCAAAGGACUGGCCUCAGACCUUUGAAAAAUUUCACAUUCAGAAGGAAAUCUACGGUUCAACGCUUUACGAUUCUCGGCUCUUUGUCUUUGGACUUCAAGGAGACAUCGCAGAACAAUCUCGUACAGAUGUGGCGUUCUAUCCUAGUUACGAUGAAUGUGAAAAUGUGGAGAAGAGAAUAGAAGACUUCAUUGAAUCUCUCUUCAUUGUAUUAGAAUCUAAGCGUCUAGACAGAGCCACUGAUAAGUCUGGCGAUAAGAUCCCGCUUCUCUGUGUUCCUUUUGAAAAGAAGGAUUUUGUAGGUCUGGAUACAGAUAGUAGACACUAUAAGAAGCGUUGCCAGGGUCGUAUGCGGAAGCAUGUUGGAGACCUUUGUCUUCAAGCUGGGAUGUUACAAGAUUCUCUGGUACACUACCAUAUGGCUGUGGAGCUUCUCCGUUCUGUAAAUGACUUUUUGUGGCUUGGAGCUGCCCUGGAAGGAUUAUGUUCAGCUUCUGUUAUCUAUCACUAUCCUGGAGGCACAGGAGGAAAAAUUGGUCCUCGCAGGGCACAAGGAAGCUCACUUCCUGCAGAGGCAGGUAACAGACACAGACCAGGGGCACAAGAAGUUCUCAUUGAUCCAGGUGCCCUUACUUCAAAUGGUAUCAAUGCAGAUACCAGUACUGAAAUAGGGCGUGCAAAGAACUGUCUUAGUCCUGAAGACAUUAUAGAUAAAUACAAAGAGGCCAUUUCCUACUACAGCAAGUACAAGAACGCUGGAGUGAUUGAGCUGGAAGCCUGCGUGAAGGCCGUGAGAGUCCUGGCAAUACAGAAAAGAAGCAUGGAGGCUUCUGAAUUCCUUCAGAAUGCUGUUUACAUUAACCUUCGUCAGCUGUCUGAAGAAGAGAAAAUUCAGCGCUACAGUAUUCUGUCCGAGUUGUAUGAACGUAUUGGAUUUCACCGCAAAUCUGCGUUCUUCAAACGUGUCGCAGCAAUGCAGUGUGUGGCACCCAGCAUAACGGAGCCCGGGUGGAGAGCCUGCUACAAGCUUCUUUUGGAAACCCUUCCUGGUUACAGUCUGUCUUUGGACCCUAAGGAUUUCAGCAAAGGAACUCAUCGUGGGUGGGCUGCUGUCCAGAUGCGUUUGCUUCAUGAGUUAGUGUAUGCAUCUAGAAGAAUGGGAAACCCAGCGCUUUCAGUCCGGCAUCUAUCUUUUCUCCUGCAAACCAUGCUAGAUUUUCUUUCUGAUCAAGAAAAGAAAGAUGUGACACAAAGUCUAGAAAAUUAUACGUCAAAAUGCCCUGGGACAAUGGAGUUUAUUACUCUUCCAGAUGGCUUAAAACUUCCACCUGUUCCAUUCACUAAACUACCCAUUGUAAGAUCUGUCAAGCUCUUAAACCUCCCUGUCAGCCUUCGACCACAAAAAAUGAAAAGCUUACUGGGCCAGAACAUGUCAACCAAAAGUCCUUUUAUAUAUUCUCCAAUCAUUGCUCACAAUCGUGGAGAGGAGCGAAGUAAAAAAAUAGAUUUUCAGUGGGUCCAGGGAGAUGUCUGUGAAGUUCAGUUGAUGGUGUAUAAUCCAAUGCCUUUUGAACUUCGUGUAGAAAAUAUGGGGCUUCUGACGACUGGAGUUGAGUUUGAAUCUCUCCCUGCGGCGCUCUCCCUCCCAGCAGAAUCUGGCCUCUACCCUGUGACGCUAGUGGGUGUUCCUCAGUCUGCAGGGCAGAUCACCAUCAAUGGUUACCAUACUUCAGUCUUUGGUGUCUACAGUGACUGCCUUCUGGAUAAGUUACCAGGAAUAAAAACCAGUGGUUGCACAGUGGAGGUCAUUCCAGCUUUACCUAGAUUGCAGAUUAGCACUUCAUUGCCAAGGUCUGCGCAUACACUGCAGCCGUCCUCAGGGGAUGAAAUCACCACCAAUGUGUCAGUCCAGCUCUACAACGGAGAGACCCAGCAACUUAUCAUUAAGCUGGAAAAUAUUGGAACCGAGCCUUUGGAGAAGCUGGAGGUAACGUCAAAAAUGGUCAACACAAAAGGAAAGUUGUUUGGAGAUUUUCUGAGCUGGAACCUAGAAGAUACACUUUCACAGUUUCCCCUGAAACCCGGGAAAAUUGCGACGUUUACUGUGAACAUUAAAGUGAAGCUUGAUUUCUCCUGCCAGGAAAAUCUCCUGCAAGACCUUAGUGAUGAUGGAAUUAGCGUGACUGGUCUUCCACUUUCCAGUCCUUUUCGACAAGUGAUAAAACCACGAGUGGAAAAUAAGCCUAUAAAUCCACCAGAAACAACCAAAGUUGGUGACUUUGGUAACUUGAAGACACUGGACGCCAUCUUGAAUUUCAAAUAUUCUGGAGGUCCAGGACAUGUUGAUGGAUAUUACAGGAAUUUGUCCCUUGGGCUUCAUGUGGAAGUGGAACCAUCUGUCUUUUUUACUCGUGUCAAUACCUUGCCUGCAACUAGUACCCGCCAAUGCCAUUUACUGCUUGAUGUGUUCAAUGCUACAGAGCAUGAGCUCACAAUCAGCGCAAAGAAUAAUGAAGAUCUAAUUUUGCAUGCUGCAGAAUGCCAACGUAUGGCGAUUCAAGUUGACAAGUUCAGUUUUGAGAGCUACCCAGACUCGCCUGGUGAAAGAGCUCAAUUUACAAAUCUGAAGCAGCUGGAAGAAGAGAGACAGCAGGCAAAAGGUCUGGAGAUCAACAGCAAGUUAGACAUUCUCUGGAAAAUUCCCUCUUUGAAGCGUGAAGGGGAAGCAAGCGUAGAAGGAGUUCUCAAUCAACUAGUCCUGGAGCACCUGCAAUUGGCGCCUCUCCAGUGGGAUGUGUCGGUGGAGGGAAAGCUGUGCGACUGUGAUAUCAUCGCCGACUGCAAGGUUGGAGACCCAGUACAACUGGAAGUGAAACUGACCAAUCUGAGCAAGCACAACGUGGGGCCCUUUGCUCUUACUGUGAUCCCAUACCAAGACUACCAAAACGGCGUCCACAAUUAUGAGUUGGAUGAUGCCAUCACCUUUGUUGGAUCCAAUACCUUUUAUAUCGAUACGGUGAAACCAACAGAGAACUCGGUGUGCAUCGGUGCCCUCCUUUUCCUCUACACGGGCGAUUUCUACUUGAACAUCAAAUUCCAUGAAGACAACUCCAGCAGGGAGCUUCCCCUCUCGUGGUUUUGCCUGCCCAGCGUUCACAUCCGUGCUGUGGAACCUGUCACCCAAACCAACCUGUAAAUGUACCGUACCAUAUUGCGUUAGCAUCCCCGCCCAGCACGAUGUGGCUCGUCCUCCGCUUGGUCCAGUGUGUCGCUUUCCGGUCUGAGAAUGUUGGUUGGUUUAUAGAGGUGCAUCCAAAUGCUUGCCCUCAUUGGCUGGUGAUAAUUCGGACAGCUGCAUUUGUGUAUUUGAAAAGACGUGAUUGAGUAUAUCGAGGGACUGGAUUUUCCUCAUUAGCAUACCAGAUAACGUUCUCCUUUGCUACAGUAACUGUUACUGAAAUAAAAUUUGUGGCUUUUGUUGUUAGUUACUAGGAGGUAGGCUUCAGUAGUAGCCUAGCAUUUGUCUAGCUGAGGGUUGUUAAUUGCUGUCUCUCAAUUUUCACUAAAGGCCCGAUGGGCUCCAUUUUCAAGCCACUUUCCUCUCUCCAACCUUUAGGAAUGCUAUAGCAUUUUUCAAAUGUACAGGAAAUACAGGUUAAGAAUAUGGCAUGGGUCUUCCCUUUGUCCUCCUGUAGGCUUUAGAUCAAUUCAGAAGACCACACUCACGUCUUAUGUUCAAUAUGUGUCCUUCCUUUUUUUUAGAUGGCUUAGAUGUAAUGUUGCCGUAAUUUGAGAGAUUUGCUGUGACACUUGGAUCCAGUUUAUUGCACCAUCAGUACCUGAGAUCUUGGAUUGUCCUGGAUUACCAAACAAAAAAGAAAUCUGAGCCCCGAUGGAACAUUCAAACCACUUGGCCCACUCACAUUCAAUCCAAUCCUGUACAAAUGGUUACCAAAGACUGAAAAUAAGUCCCUAUGCGGUUGAGUGAAAGGAUUCUCAGAACUCACCAGAACUGUUUUAAACACAGUUUGAGGCAAGGAAAAUGAAAUGUUUACACUGUGGAUGUAACUUUCUAGGGAGAAAUAUCCACCCAGUGGGAAUCUUGAAUCUUGUAUUUUCCACCAUUUCUCUUUCCCUUUUCCCCUACUUUUAUUUGUUGAAACACUGGAUCUUCCCAGCUAUGCAGUCAAUCUACAGAAUAAAACAGAUAGAGGGAUCUCAAAGUUAGGGAGAGUAGCAAGCUCAUGCAUUUUGAUAAAUAUCCUGCAUUCCAAUAAAUGCAGAACAAUCCAGGUCAUUUGUUAAUUUUUCUGUGCAAUAAGAACCUGGGAAAUCCAGGAGAGAAAUUCUGACCCUCGGAGAAGAAAGGUCAGUAAGAUACUAAGGAAAUGAGGUUGACUUGAGGAAUGUGCCUGUAACUUUUCAUUGUCAUCUGGACAUUUUUCAAAGCCUGCCUGGGGCUGGUUUAUUGGGUCGGUUUAGCAGGCAGAAUACUGAAUAUCUGACAACCAACUGCUAAUUAGAAGGAAGAGCUUAAGCAUGGUUUAUUCUUUGUGAUCAGAGUUACAUUUAGCUUAAUUAAUGUACUAAGCAUGGAUAAAACUUUCUUACUAGUGGUGGAUACCUUAUUCCUGAAUUUUCUUCAAGAUCUUUUAUUUCAAAGGGCAAUGUGUAGAGAACCCCAAACGUUAAUGUGUCUCACACUAUCCACAGACAAGGUUCAGUUUAUUUCAUUCCCACUUUUAACUUUGAGGAGAGGGGGGCACAUUUUUUCCAAAUUUCUUCUCAAUAACCACAACACAUUGUUAGGAGUCAGAAGUCAAAUCUGCACUGACUCCAGUCUGUGCACGCUUGAGCCUGAAUUAAACCAAAAGACAGUAUUGCACAGACUCCCCUGUAUAGCAGAGGAGCACCUCACAUACACCUGUGUCUUUUUCCAAAUACACAUAUUCACGUGUUCUCUGGUUGCUCAUUUCCCUGUGAUACUUCUACUCUGGCAAUCCAGAGGUCCUGGUGGUAUUACCUUUACUUAAAGUUGUGGAUCCGUACCUCUCUCCCAACCUCCCACCUCCCUGAAACAACACUCCUUAGUAGUCUGCGGCUCCUGGGCCAUGGAAAAUGGCAUUCUUAAAUGCAACCAUAGGUUGAUGGAAUUUGUACGUUAUCAUCUUCACUUCUCUUGGAUUUUACUAGAUUCAGAGGCACUAAAAAUCAACACAAAAAUUUGCUUUGGGUUGAAAGACUAUAGAGCUUUAGAAUGUCACAGAGACCACAGAGUUUGCUGAGAAUGGGGAAAUUAGGGAUAUCUGUAUUAACUCCACCAUUGGGUUACCAUCUCUGUCUCGCCCGCUAGUCUUUUGAGAGGCACCUUGAUCCUUCCAUGAGGGCGUUCACUAUGUAGUUUAACUCCUUAAGAUUCCUCAUCAGACACGUAUCAUUUUCGGAAACCCAUUCCUAGGUAAUCCUGCUCACUUGCCUGAACGGCCAGUAACAUUGCAAAGUGGGCAAGUUUUUCCUUUGUUUUCUGUGCUCUUUCAUAUACAAGCGGUUGCAACAACAGUUGAUGCUUGUCAGUCAUUAACAGGCUCUGGGUAAAAAGUGUCUUCUCUCCACUGCAUAGUCCAUCGUGUUUUUGCUCUCAGGGAACCUCGGCUCAUAAACUGAUAUUCUGCUUUGUGCAAGGGGACUUUUGCAAGUCUUUCCCCUUAGAGAAUCACAGCACCUAACCUUCUUUCUAACUUGUGCAGUUAUCUGCUUGCACAUACCUAACUGUGUGCGAGGUUGGAUAGUUGGAUAGUUUCUGAAAGCUGGAGGUGGUUUGUAAAUGUCUAGCUAGAAGAACGUUUCCUAUUGUGGUAUCAUUUCCCAGGACAUUGUUCUAAUUUUGUGGCUCCCUAAGUGUCAUGUCUUUUAUGUACAAGAGUCCACUGAAACAGCUUCAGUGAGAGAUGGUGCUUUCUCAAGCCCCUCUAAUCUCUGGCAGUGUCAGGAGAUUGUUUUCUUCCAAUUUUGACACAUAACGGGCCAUCUUGUCAAUCUGACAUCACCCCACUGAGAUGAAUUAAAUCAUUCUUUGAAAAGUUGCCGCAAACUGAGAACAUGCGUUGGCCUGUACUGGAGAAGCUUAAAUCAUAUGUAAGAUGUGCUUGCCAAAUAAAUAUUUCGCGUUGGUUGUUUACCCA
Messenger RNA from Eublepharis macularius, 6563 nucleotides. RefSeq names its product trafficking protein particle complex subunit 9 (gene TRAPPC9). Lineage: Eukaryota; Metazoa; Chordata; Lepidosauria; Squamata; Eublepharidae. Gene Ontology annotation, cellular component: trans-Golgi network. The transcript has 24 exons. The record is from RefSeq and is a predicted model, not a curated record. The coding region runs from base 119 to 3577 and encodes 1152 amino acids.